UUGAGUAGUUGUCUCGUCCACUCUCGUCUCUGAUAAAGGUUGUAAGAUGGUUGUAAGCACUGGGACGUGUUUAAAAUCAAAAUUAUGAUUUUUGAUUAUCAAAACAAUAAAAAUGUAUUCUGAUUAAUAUUUUUUACUAUAAAAUGAAUUGCAAAGAUACUAAAUGGAAAUUGUGGGUGAGAAUAUUUGAUAUUCCUGAAGUAAGCAAACAUGAAACCGGUUUUACAAUUUAUAAAAUUAUUUCUAUAUUAUAUCCCGAAUCAUGCCCUGAUGCAGUGACAAAAGUAUCAGUAUGGAAACGCUUCAAUGAUUUUAAACUUUUGUAUAAAGAAAUGAAACUUCUACAUAAAAAGUUAAACAUGAAAAAUGAAAUGCCUAAUUUACCAAAACCAGUUUUGUUUAAAAGAUUUGAUCUAGAGACUAUAAACCACAGGAAGCAAGCAAUUUUGAGCUUGCUAGAAUACAUCGGAACUCAUUCUGUCCUAUUUACAUCUAAAGUUUUUGUUAAGUUUUUUGAGACAAGUUACACUCCAGCAGAACUUUUGUCUAGUAAUAUAAAUACCAUAAGAGCUAAAUUAAAUUUACCAGAUGAUAAUGACCUGUCUAUUAAUUCUGAUGAAGAUAAAAUAAGUGAUACCGAUUCGAUGAAUAGCAGUAACUUCAGUUCUAAAGUUCCAGUUGUGUCUGACUGCUUAUCAAAAUCAAACACAAAUUUAAGAAAACUAAAUUCAAUGACAUCCAUCGAUUCUAAUUCAACAAAGUCAUUAGAAUCUUGUAGUACAUUUAACAUGGAUAGCAACUUACUGUUAACUGACAAUCAUAUUGAAGGACCAUUUAAUUUACCAUCCUCAUCACAAAGUGCAAUUCAUUAUUUGGAUGAUGCUUCAGUUCAUAUUAACAGGGCUGUUGAGUUUGAGAAUGACAAUAAAUAUGAAGAAGCUUUUAAUGCGUAUAAAACAGCUGUAGAUAUUUUAAUUACUGGAGGACAAAGUGAUACCAAUUAUGACAGAAAAAAGAUAGCUAGAUAUAAAACUGAGAAAUCUUUAAUACAAGCUGAAAAGAUAUUUAAUAUGCAUCUGGCUCCAGAAGUGAAAGAUCUGUUAUUACAGAAGCAAACUCAAACUGAAAGACCUAAUAUUAUAAAGGGACCUUUAUUUAACUUAUACAAAUAUAAAGUCAUUAAAAUAAUAUCUGCUUCAGGCAUGUUAGUCCUACACUGUGAAAAUCAACAACUCUAUUAUAUUAAGGUUAUACAUAAAACAGUACAAUUUCUAAAUGAGCACCUUAUUUUACCUGAAAAUGUGCCUUACAUGGUCAAGCUGAUCAAUCACUAUAUUUGUGAUUAUGCCUUAUUUCUUGUUUUAGAAUAUUGCAGUGGUACAAAAUUAAUAGACUUUUUAAAAAAUGAAUCAACCGAGUUGGAACCCAAAGAUAAACCAUUAUUAAGUGACAUUCAAGACGAGACAGACAGCGAUUCAGAGUUAAGUUUUUCAGAGUUGAUAAGUGAGUAUGUUUCAAAUAGAGAGAAGCAAAAAGGUAAUUCCUCGUAUAAAGAAGAAUCUGAUUCAGACAGUAGUUUUGAAAAGGUAGAAUUUAGUGAUAUGGUAUCCAAAAAACCUGCACAAAAUAUUUUGGAUGAACCGUUGGAUCAAAUAAAACAAUGCUGUGAUAAUUUAGAACCAAAGGGAUUAUCUAUUGAAAGGAAACUGAGUGAAAUGUCCAGUAUAGAUUCUCUUGAUGUGGAUUGUAAGCAAAACAUUUCUGAGAUUCAAAUAGUAAAAUGGGCAGCCCAAUUAGUUAUUGCUAUCGAAAAGUUGCAUUGUUUGGGAAUAAUUUGUAGAGAUUUAUCUAUAGAAAAUGUGCUUUUGGACGCAGAGAAUAAUAUAGUCUUGACCUAUAUGUGUAAUAUAAAAGAAUUGUGCGAUUUAUACAUGAAAGGAAUUGAUGCAAACUUGGCACCUGAAGUUUAUAGUUUUGAGGAUGUAACCGCUGCUGUAGAUUGGUGGAGUUUUGGUGCAAUCCUCUACAGAUUAUUAGUUGGAAUGCCAUUAAGUGAAGUUCACGUAAAUGGUAUAACAAGCUACACCCAUCUAAAAAUUCCAAAGUAUGUUUCACCUGAAGGCAGGUCUUUACUGAAACAGUUAUUAAUGUACAAACCAAAUGACAGGUUAGGAGCUGCUAAUAAUGGAAUACACCAUUUGAAAACUCAUCCAUUUUUUCGAUCCAUACAAUGGGACUCAUUAUAAAAUUAUAGUUGCCGUUUUAUUAGUUUUUAUUUUUUAUUGCGGCACGAAAAAACUAGUACAGUUAUUAUUGUGAUAUUGUUUGUAGUUCACUUAUAAGUACUUUAAGAUUAGUUAUAUUAAGAACACUUAUCUCUUUGUUAGUACUACAUUAGUACUAUAUUUAAGCAUUUAGUAAAAUACUUGUUCGAAAUAGAAUUUUUCUUAGCUGUA
Messenger RNA from Sitophilus oryzae (rice weevil), 2456 nucleotides. RefSeq names its product ribosomal protein S6 kinase delta-1. The transcript is spliced from 12 exons. The record is from RefSeq and is a predicted model, not a curated record. Bases 144 to 2246 code for a protein of 700 amino acids. NCBI's taxonomy places the organism in Eukaryota, Metazoa, Arthropoda, Insecta, Coleoptera, Curculionidae. Gene Ontology annotation, biological process: protein phosphorylation. Gene Ontology annotation, molecular function: protein kinase activity; phosphatidylinositol binding; ATP binding.